This is a messenger RNA of Penicillium diatomitis, 699 nucleotides long. RefSeq lists its product as uncharacterized. The record is from RefSeq and is a predicted model, not a curated record. The transcript has a single exon. Bases 1 to 699 code for a protein of 232 amino acids. NCBI's taxonomy places the organism in Eukaryota, Fungi, Ascomycota, Eurotiomycetes, Eurotiales, Aspergillaceae.
AUGAGGUCAACUCAAUUCUUUCAAUGCUGGAUGAUCCUGGCCAGUCUUAUCUUCCCCAGCCAAGUCACUCUCGCUAAAGAGACCGAAGACAACUGCUCCGUCUUCGACUGGAAUCACAAGCCCGCUACGUCAAAUUCUCAGAGUCCGCGCCCAGUGAGCGCUGCGAAAUACUGCCCGGCACGCUCAGACGAAAAUUCUAAAGGCCAGAACUGUACCCUGACUGGCAAUGGUACUAUGAACUUUCUGUUCAGCGACAACACUACAGAACCCGAAUACCAUCCUUGGUUGGCCGAUCUCAUAGAGCGAACUUUGUCCACUGCAAAUGUGGAUAUGCCCGCUCCCCAUUUCAACCGCUCGGUCAAUGCUACUAUCGAGCAGACGAAAAGCCUGCAGCCUGGCCAGGCAGGGUUUAUUGCUUUCGAGGCCGCGAUGUUCUGCUACGAGGGCGCCCUACAAAAGUGCACGGGUAAUAUCAAGGACGGGAGCAGAGCCAGGAUUUGUGCUCCGCUUUGGAGCAAGCGUGGUGAUCACGUCGUUGUCACCGGUAAUUAUUCCGUGGUCACAAUCGACAAAAACCAAGUUGAGAACUACCCUGAUCCAUACACGUCCACCUCCGGUGGCAUUUGGAGCUCCAAGAUACGUGGAGAUGUCCUGGCUAUCGGGUUGGCUGUGUCUUUGUUGGCCGUGCUGGCUGUUUAA